AGUAAUUUAUCUAAACCACCAGAGUUAUCUCUAAUCACUAUGUUAAUCAGCUCCUACAGUACCAUGUAUUUUCACACUUUGAAGAUCAGAAAUUCCUCCUUCAACGCCACCAUUGUUUCAGAUGUUUCGCUCCCAAAGCUUGAAACCCCUUUUUCUCUAUUCCAAGGGACUCACAACCCCUUUUCCCUCAACACUCUCUCUGAAACUCUUCUCCCUCACUUCGCAACAACACUCAUUCACCGUUUCCUACCUCAUAGACACCCUUGGCUUCUCACCACAAACCGCUCUCAAGGCUUCCCAGAGAGUUAGCUUCGAUACCCCUCAAAAGCCCGACUCAGUCAUCGCUUUCUUCAACAAAAAUGGAUUCACCCAAGCCCACAUCAACAACAUUGUCAAAAGGUUACCCAACAUACUCGCAUGCAACGCCGACAAGAGGCUUUCGCCAAAGUUCCAAUUUUUACUCUCAAAAGGUGCUUCAGCUUCCGAUAUCGUUCGCCUCGUUAAUAGGUGCCCCAGAAUCCUGGGAUCCAGCCUCAAGAACAACGUGAUCCCCUCCUUCGAAUUGGUGAAAAGGUUCCUCCAAUCUGACCAGAAAACCAUUGAUUGUGUUUUCGGUAAUAGACCUUUCCUUCAAUAUAGCGUUGGAGCGCAGAAUGUGGACAUGUUGCUUGAUGUUGGAGUCAAGGACUCCGGCAUCGGCUAUUUGUUCGGAAGGAGGCCCUCGAUACUCUUGUCUACUAACUUGAGUGAGGCAAUUGAUGAAGUUAUGGAAAUGGGGUUCGACACUUCCAAGAUUACUUUCGCCAUUGCCUUGCACGCCAAAAGGGUUGUGUCGAAAUCGCGGUGGGACGCGAAAGUUGAUGCCUUUAAGAUGUGGGGUUGGUCUGAGGAAAUGGUUAUUGAUUCUUUCAGGAAGCAUCCCCUCUUAAUGUUGACAUCCAAAGAUAAAAUCAAUGAGAUCAUGAGAUUUUGGGUUGUUGAAUUAGGUUGGGACCCUUUGGCACUUGCCAAAAUGCCCAAGAUUUUUGGAUUCAGUUUGGAGAGAAGGAUUGUUCCGAGGUGUUUGGUUGUCCGGUAUUUGCUUGUCAAGGGUUUGAGAGAGAAGAGUGCCAACUUGUCCACCCCGUUUGAUGUUUCUGAAGAGUUGUUUCUUAAAAAUUAUGUUAUGCGUUUUAAGGAGGAAGCUUCUCAACUGUUGAAGCUUUAUCAGGAAAAGAAAGUUUCCAAGAAAACAGGGAGGACGGUGUAGAAUCUGCCAGUUAGCAAGUGAGUUACUUAAGAGAACAAAUUUAACCAUGUUGUAUGUUUUCAUCUCAUCCAAGUACUUUUGUUAUUCUUGUCGAAGUAGCAACAGAUUUAACUGAGUUGUUCCAUUUUGCCGGGUCGAAACUGUUGUUUUUUUUAUCAUAUAUGACGUAUAUUCUUCAAUUCACAAUACAGUAGUGAUGUAGUCAAUUGCUAUGCUUUAUAAAUGACUGAAAAAACAAGGACAGAUUCUUUA
Molecule: messenger RNA, 1501 nt
Organism: Vigna unguiculata (cowpea)
Lineage: Eukaryota; Viridiplantae; Streptophyta; Magnoliopsida; Fabales; Fabaceae
Source: RefSeq, a predicted model, not a curated record